UGGUUGUUGUGGUUGUCGUCCGGUAGUGGUGGUGGAGAGCCCCAUCACAGCAAGAUAGAAGGAGGGUUGCCUGCCAUGCCGCACCUGCCAGUGCCUCAGCCCCGCCACUACUACUAUUACUACGCACUGUCCAGAGGCAACUUGGCGUGCGUAAGGCGCAAGCAUUCCCGACACUGAGGCCUUCUCCCACACAGUGGCACUGUUGGGAGCGUUGCCAUUGGCUCCUUGGUGCCAGGGAUUAUCAUCGGCCGAGAGAAAGAUUUUCCUCUUAAAGGUUAUACACUUUCAGCGAGAAACAAGAGUGCCCAAAGAGACACAUGAUCUUAUAGAUCCACAAGUGCUCGAGCAUCUGGACGCUACAUGAAACUUGUAUUCCCGAGCGCGUCGUGUCGUGUGACCCGAUGAGAAGGCCGCACGACCAUCCCUCUGAUGCUUGGCUGCGACGUCCCCGAGUGUUUCCCCAUUACUGCCUUUCCCAGGACCCCCGCGAGCGCCUUCCCGUGAGUCCCUCCCGGCAUGGCCCGCCCCGCAAGUCCUUGUCGCUCCGCCGUCGUGAGAUCUUUCCAAGAGUUCUCUUCACCGCGUGAUCCUCGAACGACAGGAAGAGUCUAGCAAGGACAUCCCCCUUACUAAAGAAAAAUCCUACCCUUUCUCCCUCAGCAAAUACGUAUAAUCUGCCAGACGAAAGGCUCUUAAAAGAGUCUUGGCAUCACAAGUCCUGCUGGAACUUGUCGUUUUAGCCCUCCCCCCUCUUCCGUACCGCGUCCGUCAAGAUUUGUAUACUGACUGAUGUCUAAGCGCACGACGAUGUGACAUAAGGCCUACCGCGUGUUGUGGGCGUCGAGGCGCGCUCAGGCCUCCAACACCCCAACCAUCACCACCACCACCAUCACCGCCACGCCCCCAGCCACCGCCUCCGUCGAGGAAGACAACGCAGACCCCAAGAGACGCGAGAGCAAGGGUGCCACCGAGAGCUGCAUCAGCCCCGCCGCGGCCGCCGCGAGCAGCCCCGGUUCGAACACGAGCCCUACGAGCACCACCACCGCCACAAUUUCUCACACGGUGAAGAUGCUAAGUCCCAAAAUGCAGCGCACGAUCAGAAUUAACGAGAACCAGGUGCUCAUGCUGGCGGAGAAGGCGAGGCAUGACCACAACUACUCCGGCUACCUCUACAAGCGAUCCUCAGACUCCAACAAGUGGCAACUCCGAUGGUUUACACUUUACCAGAACCUGCUCUUCUACUCGGAAGGGGAAUCGAGCGUAAAACCUUCAGGUGUGAUAAUGCUCGAGGGUUGCUAUUGCGAGCGACUUAUCACCACCAACACCAACACGAAAAAUAAGGACACGGACAAGCAGUUCUGCUUCGCCAUCACCUACCGCCGUGAGAACCAGCGACAGUAUGACCUGAAGGCGGAGACAGAGGGCGAAUGCAAGGCCUGGAUCGACGUCAUCCGACAGGCGUCCUUCAACAAGCUCCUGCUGCAGAAGGAAGAGCUGGAGCAGAAGCACUUGCACCUUCUACAGAUCGUAGAGAGCGAGAAGACGGCCAAAUGGCAGUACACACAGCAGUGCGAGGAACUCACUUCGGAAAUCAAGAAACUCAGAGCAGAGUUAUGCACGCUGAAGAAAGAGUGGCGGGUGGUUCCUUCGCGGCGGCUGGAGGACCUUCCCGAAGACUCCGAAGAGAUAAAGAAGAUUAAGAAAGUGCAGAGCUUCUUCAGGGGCUGGCUCUGUCGACGGCGGUGGAAGCAGAUCGUCGAGGAGUAUAUCCGCUCCCCACACGCAGAGAGUAUGAGGAAGAGGAACAGCCUGGUGUUCCGAAUGGUCGAAGCGGAGGAGGAAUACGUAGAGCAGCUGAACCUCCUCGUGUCCUGCUUCCUUCGGCCCUUCAAGAUGGCGGCGUCGUCGAAGAAGCCUCCCUGCAGCCACGAGGAUGUGAACAGCAUCUUCUUGAACUCGGAGACGCUGCUGUUCCUCCACCAGAUCUUCCUCAAAGGACUCUCGGCCAGGAUGGAGAGCUGGCCCACGCUGGUGCUUGGGGACUUGUUCGACAUGCUGCUGCCAAUGCUGAGUAUCUACCAGGAGUACGUGAGGAAUCACCACUACAGCCUGCAGGUUCUGGCUGAGUGCAAGCAGAAUCCUCACUUCGGGGCCUUCCUCAACCGCCUGGAGAACAAACCCAACCUGCAGGGACGCACUCUCGAGACCUUCCUCACGUAUCCAAUGCAUCAGAUCCCGCGGUAUAUCAUAACGCUGCACGAGUUACUGGCCCACACCCCACACAACCACGUGGAACGCAAGAGUCUGGAUCACGCAAGGAUGCAGUUGGAAGAUCUCUCUCGCCAGAUGCACGACGAGGUGAGCGAGACGGAGAACAUCCGGAAGAACCUGGCCAUCGAACGCAUGAUCGUGGAGGGCUGCGACAUCCUGCUGGACGUCAACCAGAUGUUUGUCCGUCAGGGUAAGAAGCCGGCAGCCGCCGCCGCUCUCAGUUCCUGCUUCCCGAAGGAGGCCGUCCCCUCCUUCCCGCGCAGGUCCAUCGACUUCCCGCGCAAGACCACCGACCUUUUCACCUCGGAGGACGGAGAGGAGGCAGGAGCGACGCCUCGCUCUCAGCGCUCGCACUCCACCGUAUCCUACAUGUCACGCGAGCAACAGAUAGCCACUUUUGGCAACCGCCGCCGUCUCUCAUCGCUACGGCAGAGCUCCAUUGGUGGGAUGAUGCCGGCGGCGGCGGCGGCGGCUGCAGCGGCGGCCAGUAGUUCGGGCUCGGCGGGAGCGUCCAUGGUACGACACACGCUGAGCCUCGGGGCCUCGCCCCUGUCACCGCCUCAGCCCGACUCCGGCCGCCGCGCCUCGGACAUCCCCAGGAUCCGUAAGAAGAGUGUGCGCAUCUCUGAUGAAUCCUUCGACGAGUGCGAGGAGCUGGCGGCCUCAGGCAGCUCCUCCCAGCUUGGCCCCUCCGUCUUCACGCCCUCGGCCACGCCCAAUUCUUCGCCCGAGGAUCAGGAAGCAGGCGGAGGAGGAGCUGGAGGAGCUGCCCGAGCCGCCGGCCUCACGCCCGUGGAGGAGCGCUCGUCUCUCGAUUCCGGGGAAGACCCGCGACAGUGCCAGUGUCAGGUGCGGGCUGCCGCCGACCCUACCGUGCUGCCCUUGUUGAUCCUCACGUUGCUGCCAAGCGAUGGCGCCAGGUACCCCCGCCCCAACCCCAUCUUCCCUGUCGAGGGCCCAGACCCGUCACAACUUUCCACUUUUGUACGUGACCUCCGCCGACCGUGCUCCAAGCCGCUGCUGUUCGGUGGCCUGGCUUCCUCUCAGCCACAACACCACCGUGACCUCCACAGCAAUGGAGAUGCCUUCACGUCCUCAUUACUAUGUUCUAAAGUUUCUAGUGGUGGUGGUUACACUCAUAUCAGUACUCUGGUAUUGAGCUCUCGAACAGAGCUGUCACCUCGAGGCCUCAUCUCCUGUGUACAUGCUAGACAAGUGCCAUUUUUAGGAGUCUCAGUUCUCCUGGUUCCGAAGGUUCCUGUUUAUGCUAGCGACUCCUCGGCUCUAAGAACAAAAAAAUACGGUUAUUCUAAAAGCUUCUUAAACAUUCUAGAACACGAGGCUUGUCAAUUCUGCACUUCCACUGGUGGGCAGAAAGCAUUAGUAGAAUAUAGUGUAGAGUAUGAAAUCGACGGUUAUGAAGCUAAACUGAAGACUGACGGAGGUUCGCUGAUCCAAGUUCUGGGAGACCGACCGCGUCCUGUGAAGACCCGCCUCGGUCAGUUCAAGAGCGAGAAGGAGGCGGUGCGGCAGUGCUUCCUCUUCAGCAAUCAUCUGAUCGUGGCCACGCGGACGUCGGGAGGAAAGCUCCACCUGGUCGCCAACGUGGGAAAAGUCCCUCUCAACGACGCCACGCUUAUCGAAGACCCUACUGAACAGGUUACUCAGGACGAUGAUGGCGAAUCUGCCUCCGUGUGCUCGCUUUCGUCCCAGAGUAGCGGAGUUAGCGAUAGUUCAGCUGCUACAAGUAGCGGUUCCGGCCCGGGCAAGAACUUCCCGGUGGAGCAAGCCAAUUUGGACUUUAAGAUCAUCGUGGAACAGAAGAGCGGCUCUCCCAUUACACUCCACCUGGUCGCGCCCACGAUGCAGGAGAAACAAGCUUGGAUCAGUGAUAUCAGUCAGCAGGAGGAGGACGAGGAGGAGGAGGGGCAGGCCGGGACUGCACUGGAGCCCUAUAGGAAGACGGAGCUCCCCGACAGGCUCCUGGGGCUGAUUAGGACAAUUCCCAAGCGAGGAUCCAUUCCGUCCCGUCUCUGGAGAAAUCUCGGGAAGUGCCCCAAAGAUGCCAAGGUGGUCGAGGCGUCUUGGAAGAAAUAUAAUUAUUUAUCUCCAAAGCUUGUUGCACAGUAUAAUGCCUAUUGGUUUGGGUGGAUAGAUGAUCUUAAGAAGCCAAAGCAAACUCUCCUCCCGCCCCGACAGGUCCCCCACAUCCGCUACGCCACACCCGAGAGGCUCCUGGAACGACUGACGGACCUACGCUUUCUCUCGAUCGAUUUCUUGAACACCUUCCUGCUUACCUACCGGGUAUUCACCGAUGGCGUAACGGUACUGGAGGCGCUGAAGAAGGUCUACUACAACCCGGACGUCCAUGAUCAGAUGGCUGAUUCGCGGGACUCGUCUGUGGAGAGGUCCCCCGAGUACGUGGCUUCGCCCCCGCCGGAUUUCGACAGUGGAAGAAACUCCCCGAGGAGAACGUCCACCUUCAGCCCUUUCCCAGGGCUGGAGAUGGAAACACCACGAGACAGGUGCUGGACCUUCGACGCCCAGGUGGCCAAGGCUUCCGGAAACCAACACUGGCGCUGGUCCUACAGGCGUUUCGAAGAGGAACAGCGAGAGCAAGAGGAGCGUCGCGCCCGGGAGGAGUCCGACCCCCCCGCCGCAGCCCCACAGGGAGGCGCGGGAGGGUCUCAGGAGGGCCCCAACCUCCCCAUCAGCGCCCCCAACUCUCCGUUCAGCCCCAAGAAGGUCACCAUCCGGACGGACGACGACCCCAAGUACCUCACCAUCCCCAAGGGCCGUCGCGUCGCCGGCUCCACGUCUUCGGCUGAUACAAUUAUCGGCGAUGAGAGCAUGAGUCAGCCAGACAGCCCGACGGACGCAUCCACCUCCACCCUGACGGGCCCGGGGCCCGCCCUCCAAAGCUUCUCCGACUGGAAGCUGCCUUUCGACAGCGAGCGAGGGUCUAGGUCGCGCCGACCUUCCAAGAUCCUGGACGUGAUCACUUCUCCGCCUCGCCCUGGCUCCGGGCCCCGGCGCUCGCUGCCGCCCAGGAUGUCCUCGCUCGAGGAGCACCGUCAGAUGGAGACAGUGACCUCAGGUUCAGAGGCCGAAGAUGAGCAGGACCCCGUGGCCGGAAUGGGCGCACGACGACGCUCCGCCGCCCGCUCCCACAGCGCCGCCCCGAGUACCUCCUCGCCAGGGUUCCUCCUCGUAGGGCCACGCGUCAGGGGCGCCAAGAGACUCAGCUGCGAGAGCGACACGUGCGGCCUGGCCUCCCCGCGCUCUAGCGUCCACACCGCCACUCCGAGGUCAUCCUUCCAGGUGCCAGACUCGCCCUCACACUCCGUGCCAAGGGUCGGGGUCGUCAUUACAUCCUCCCGACAGUCUCAGCGAAGGAGCAGCAGUGCCUCCGCAGCGGCCGCUUUUGCAGUGGCCACAGCGGGAUCCAGCAACCCGAGGGACAUCCCCAAGACUCCGCCCCUCGGUAGGUUCUCUGUCGGGGGCGAGGGACGCCGCUCCUCCUUCAGGGAACGUCCAUCGCGACAAGAGUCCAUUAUCUCUACCGCUGCCACCAUGCGAGUCCUCAACGUCCUUCGCCACUGGGUCUCUAAGCAUUCCCAAGAUUUCGAGACGGACUUGCGGCUGAAGACUCUCACCAUCGAGUUCCUGGACGAUCUGGUGUGCUGCCCGACCCUCCUGCCAGCUGAACACAAGGCCGCGUCACAGUUACUCAGGUUACUCACUAAGGAGGAGCCAGCCAAUCCGCGAGUGGAUCUGAACACUCUCCUCACCCCGCCCACCACCCCAAGCAAGGAGAGCAUCGAGACCCUGUCAGCGCUCGAGGUGGCCGAACAGAUGACGUACAUCGACCAUCAGAUCUUUGUGGCGAUCAGGAGCGAAGAGUUCCUGAAGACAGCCUGGAUGAAGGAUGACAAGCAACAGAAGGCGCCAUAUAUCCUUCUCAUUACUCGGCGCUUCAAUGAGGUGUCGCGUCUGGUGGCCUCGGAAAUCAUUCGAGGAGCGACCCUGGCCUCGCGCAUCGCCGUCAUCGAGAAGUGGGUGGCCGUGGCUGACAUCUGCCGCUGUCUCCAUAAUUACAAUGGCGUCUUACAGGUAUGCGCUGCCUUCCAGAACUCCUCUGUGUUCCGGCUAAAGAAAACAUGGGAGAAAGUGUCCAAAACGACACGCCAGACUCUUGAGAAGCUUCAGGCCCUCGUCUCCUCCGACGGCAGGUUCCGUAGCCUCCGCGACGCUCUCCACAGGUGCGACCCGCCUUGCAUCCCUUACCUAGGCAUGUACCUCACCGACCUCUCCUUCAUCGAGGAGGGCACGCCGAACUUUACAGAAGAUACGCUACUCAAUUUCUCCAAGAUGCGAAUGAUCGCCCACGUGAUUCGCGAGAUCCGUCAUUUCCAGCAGACUCCUUACAAGAUCGAGCACAACCCACGCGUCACCGCCUACCUGCUGGACCCGAGCCUGCUCCUCAGCGACGACAACCUGUACCGCAUGUCCCUCGAGCUGGAGCCCCGACGGUCAACCCUGACCCACGUCAACGCGCCCCUCCUCACCACCGCCACUUCCUCCGGCUCGUCGUCAAGUUCUUCCUCCUGACAGCGGCGGCGGACGGCAGGGGAGAUCUGGGUGAGCCUAUGAGGUCCGCCCCCCUGCAGCCGCAUAGCCGACCAGGGGGGGAAUAGUAGGUCUUUCGCUGCUCUGAAUCUCUUGGGACGCCUCGAAUGGCGCGUCCUCGCAGCCACGACUACGGCGGAAGGCGGUGGCAGCAGCGACCACCGUAACAAACGAUUGUGACGACAUCCACUCAUGACCUUAACUAUGAUGAUACUACACGGAGACGUGGCGGCGGGUGGUGAUUCUUUGGAUCUCUAUAAUCAUCAGUCUCUCCUUGUACACAUUUAACCUGACUUGCAUGCAGUGACCAAAGGGAAAAUAGUUUUCGUCUAUGAUGGCGAAAAAUAAUAAUGGCAUUUUCCCUUUGUAGUUACCUUGCUGAGAAAGGUUCUAAUAGCAUUUGAGAAUUUUUCAAUGGGCUUUUGAUUAUUUCAUAUCAACGACAGAUUGUUAUCGUGACAUUAUCCUCGGAAUUUACCGAAGAUCUAUUCACAAUCACUUUGUAAGAGAUUCUUAUAGCCAUACCUCGAAGAUUUUUCACAAGAUAUUCACCCACAGCAUCACGUCUGCGUCUCAACAUAACCCCUAUCAAGACCACACCAUGACUCAAGCUUUCCGAAUCAUUCAAUAAUUACCAAGUCAUUCUGUCGACGAGAUUCCUUGGCAGAAUGUCGAGCUGUAGUAUCCACGCAUCUCCCCACUAUCGUUUUCGCAUCCAUCUGGACGUCUACCAGAUAAUCAGCACGAGGUAGCGUGGGACGAGGUAGCGUGGUGACGUUCUCAGAACUCCAGACACUAGCUAAGCAGUGUUGCCACAAAGAGCUGUACAGUGAAAUUGCUGCUGACCCAAUGAUGUCGUGAGGCCAAAGACCAAGAUUACGGUGUCUAGUUAUGCCGUAUUCUAUUACUCUCCGAUUCGCUACGCUGUGUUAUUUUUCAUCCUCUCUAAUGUUGGUGUAAGUAGUUGCUGGGGAUGUGAAGUCAUCACGAGCCUCUGAAGAUACUCGCGAAGGUCAAAGAAAUGUCCAACCUCUUCUUCGUAUUGCCACUCGACGUUCAGUAUCGUUUCGAGAUCGACACGUUGCUUUUGGCGUUUUUUAAAGCCAUGGAUGCUGCUGCGUUGGGCCAUUCUCAGAUUCAUGUCCUCCUGUAGGUUUUACUUGGCUGGACAGGAAAUAUCCGUAUAUCGACGUUGUAUUAUACUUGUCCAAAAUAGUGUUUACUUAAUGUAUGGUGAAUAAUUGUAAAAUGAAGUUGCAUUUUCUGAUAUUCCGCAAUAUCUAAAGAUAUAUUUUUUCCAACUUUAGGGCUUAUUGAUGUCUUUUCUUAAUACAGGUGGAUAUGCAUGUUUGUGAAUGCAUAAUCACACGUACCGAGAAUUACCAGGAGUGUGUUCCAUGUGGGUUAUAAAGUAGCAAUCAAGUGUCCUAACUUCUGUUGCUCACUCUCCCUUGCCUUGUUACUGUGCCUCUACUCUUAGCGGCGACACUGCACACCCACCACUUGGCUGAUCUGCUUCCCUGGUUCAGGUCGGGUCAGCCAGACUUUCCAGGUCACUUGACCAAGUGUUUCCAUUAUCCCUAUUGCAACAUUUGGUACCGAUUUUAACAGCCUGCCGUUUUUUCAUAAUCUGGUGGGUUGGCAGAGUGCCGUUCACUUAAUGCCACGGCCAACCAUUAGUACAGAGAACCUCAGGCCACCCACUGAUGUUUUUCAUUGGUUACGAGAAGGACCAGCUCCUCACCCACGUGAGGACGCCCCGCCCUCUCUGCACACGACACCACAUCCAAGAGAUUGGUACUUCUGUAGUCUUUGGCGGCAUUUAUAUAUGAAUUUAAGUCGAAUUGCCAAUUUUUUCAGCAAUAUUUACAUAUAUACGUCUAUUUUAAUAUUCCGAUAUUCUAUUUGCUAAUGCCAUAUAACGUUACAUAAAUCAAUUGAAUGGCAAGGUCGCUGCUGCUUUUAAAAUUUUGGAGCUUUCUACCUCCGAACUUUUUCCCCGUUGAGUCUGGUCUGGCACAGUGCUUAUUACGAGUUGGGAAUAGCAAGUUCUCCUUGGAAUCUCCGCCGGGUUUUUGCUAUAAUGGAGGCUUAUCACCAGGCUAGAAGCCAGAUAUACCCAGAAGCAGACUUGGUGUGGAUUCUUGUCUGAUUUACUUGCAGAUGUAAAACCUUCAUGGAGCUUUAGUUGGCCCGCCUGAUGUGGAAGAAACUGUGGAGAGAGGCUAAGCCAGUGUGAAGGGAUUAGUUUAUAGGUGUAGUUUUAUAUGAUAGGGAUGAUUAGAUGUUACUACCCGUUAGAUAAUCGUAGAGAAUUGUUCUUAAUACUUUUAUAUAGUAGUGUGUACCUGGAAAACCAUCUACUGUUGUGUUUGCUAAUAAUGACUCGGUCUGCCAAUCUUCAUUCCCGCCCCAGAUAGCAAGUAGGGGAACGUUUUCACGACGAUGGGAGAACCUUGCAGUUAGCCUUCCUUUGUGUACUCUUAGACCUCAAUGCUCUUAGCAUUACAGUCCAUAAAGAUAGGAUAGACUGCAUUCAAGAUAUUCAUUGUACAUAUAUUUAUACAUUGAUAGUAUGGACAGACAGCAGAAGUUCCCUAGUUGAGAAGACAUCAUGUGCACAUUUUGGUGGCGUAGUCAGUGGGCCUUAAGGUGGCCUAGUUUAGAGUAGGCCAGUAGAGGGCCAAGCUUAAGUGGCCUAGUGUGAAUAACAGGCUGUGUAAUGGCCUGGUGUGAACAUUAGACUGUUUGAUGGCCAUGGGUAUAUUUGGUCUAUGGUGUACCAAUAUGCUUUAAGCACAAACACUUGGAACACUGAGAAACAAAUGCCCACUUAGUCUAGAGUAAGGCCGGUAGGUGGCCUAGAGUAGAGAGUAGGCCAUUAGGGGCCUAGGUUAACCUGGUAGAGUUCAGACAACCUUAGCGCACUAGGGAGGGUACCUUACGAUGCUUCAGCUUCAGUCUGUCUUUCACAUAUCAACAAAGGCCGACCUCUCCCCCCCCCCCCCCUCCAACCUCAGCGUUCGAGUCGGGAGCGUCGGCCAAAGUCUCCGCCUCUUCCUGUGUCUAGAGUAUUAUUGUUUAGGAAGAUUAAGUAAAUACAUAAAUGAAAUAAAAGCCUAAGAGUUGCAUCUAGAAACUUGCACGUUUGCCGUUUCUUGUCUGGAUUCAGCUUUAAGAGAUUUUUACCUAUAGUAAUUUCGUAUUUGCCGGUCAUGUUCAUGGUGUAUAACUUUAUAUAAUGCACAAAAUACCAACUGAAUGAUAGUAUGACACCUCCAAAUUAUAUUUGUUUCCAGGCUAU
Molecule: messenger RNA, 10204 nt
Organism: Penaeus chinensis
Lineage: Eukaryota; Metazoa; Arthropoda; Malacostraca; Decapoda; Penaeidae
Product: ras-specific guanine nucleotide-releasing factor 2-like
Exons: 37
Coding region: 1069-6882 (1937 amino acids)
Biological process (GO): Ras protein signal transduction; positive regulation of GTPase activity
Cellular component (GO): plasma membrane
Molecular function (GO): guanyl-nucleotide exchange factor activity; protein binding
Source: RefSeq, a predicted model, not a curated record